This is a messenger RNA of Populus nigra (black poplar), 2469 nucleotides long. RefSeq names its product plant intracellular Ras-group-related LRR protein 4-like. The transcript is spliced from 4 exons. The record is from RefSeq and is a predicted model, not a curated record. Gene Ontology annotation, molecular function: protein binding. Bases 354 to 2084 code for a protein of 576 amino acids. Lineage: Eukaryota; Viridiplantae; Streptophyta; Magnoliopsida; Malpighiales; Salicaceae.
AGCAGAUCAAUUAUCCUCUUUGAUAACCGAUCAAACUCUCUACUCAUUAAUCAAUUUCUAUCACAUUAUCAUCCAUAUUCAAUCAAUCAAUAAAUAAAAUCUUGUUAAUAAUUUUUAAAUAUCCCAACAAAUAUUAAUAAAAACCACAGAAUCCGCCCAGAAAUACCAGCAGAGAACACGCAGAGCAUGGAAGGAAAUAGCUGGAUUUCUAACAACACGACGCUAAAAAGCUCCACCUUCUUCGAAUUACCUAUACUACCCUUCUCCUUCCCUCCAAAAUCCUCCAUUCUUUCCCCUCCAAUUUCUUGAAAUACAUCAAAUUUUUUUUAUCCUUUUGGCUUGAGACAGCAACCAUGGAAAUAACGAAUGUGAAAUCUGUUGAUCAGGCGGUGGAGGAAAUUAUGAGGAUUCAUAGAUCUUUACCGACAAGACCAGGGAUCGAGGAAGUAGAAGCAGCAAAGACAUUGAUUCGGAAUGUCGAGAAGGAAGAGCAAGCGAGAAUGGAAGCGAUUUCGAAGCAGACAAAGACCCCAGAUGUUCCUCAAGAGUUGUUCAUGAUCCUGCAAGAAAUGCAAAAACAGUUGAGCUUUUUUCAAACCAAAGAACAAAAGUUGGAGGCUGUAAAAUUGCUUGAUCUUGAAAAUGUUCAUAACCUGUUCGAUGAAUUCAUUCAAAGAGCUUCCAAAUGCCUCUCUUGGCCUCCUCCUUCUACUUCUUCUUCUCCUACUUCUGUUUCUGGGUUUGGUUCUUCUUCCAAUUAUGCUAAUGGGGGCAGUAGUUCGUUUAAGGGGAGCGCUGCUGCUGCUGCUGCGGCGGGUUCUUCUUCGAUUGAUAGAUCAUCUAUGGCUACCACGUCCGGAUUGUAUUAUGCAGAGAAAGAGCCGACGAGGAGUGCUGAAUUGUUUACCAGAGAUGAUAGUUAUGUGAAGAAGGCGAAAUCUUCGUUAUAUUCUGAUGGGAUUGGUAUUUCUUCUACGCCGCAGAUUGUGGAUUCUACUUUAAAAGCUAGUUCAAUCAGUUCAAGUCAAGAUGGGGAGAAGUUGAGUCUAAUUAAGCUUGCGAGUUUGAUUGAAGUGUCUUCGAAAAAAGGAACUCAAGAGCUUAAUCUACAAAAUAAGUUGAUGGAUCAAGUUGAUUGGCUACCGGAUUCGAUAGGCAAGCUAUCGAGUUUGGUUACACUGGACUUGUCUGAGAACAGGAUUGUGGCGUUGCCAGAAACUAUUGGAGGUCUUUCAUCAUUGACGAAGUUGGAUUUGCAUUCCAAUAGAAUUGGCGAACUCCCAGGAUCUAUUGGGGAUCUUCUUAGUUUGGUUGCUCUGGAUGUGAGGGGUAACCAGUUAUCCUUUCUGCCUGCCACAUUUGGCAGAUUGGCACGACUUCAGGAUCUUGAUCUGAGCUCAAAUAGGCUCUCUUCACUCCCUGAUACAAUAGGAUCACUUGUUAGUCUGAAGAAAUUAAAUGUGGAGACAAAUGAUAUUGAAGAAAUCCCACAUACUAUCGGAAAGUGUUCCUCACUAAAGGAGCUUCGUGCAGACUAUAACAGGCUCAAGGCACUCCCCGAAGCUGUUGGAAAGAUAGAGACUUUGGAGGUUCUAUCUGUUCGGUACAAUAACAUCAAACAGUUGCCUACAACAAUGUCAUCUCUAUUAAGCUUGAAGGAGCUCGAUGUAAGUUUCAACGAGCUUGAGUCAGUGCCUGAGAGCUUGUGUUUUGCUACCUCGCUUGUCAAGAUGAAUAUAGGAAAUAAUUUUGCUGAUAUGCAAUCCUUACCAAGGUCUAUUGGGAACCUUGAGAAUCUUGAAGAGCUGGAUAUUAGCAAUAACCAGAUACACGCCCUUCCAGACUCUUUUAGGAUGCUAACACGACUACGUAUCUUACGUGCAGAAGAAAAUCCUUUGGAAGUACCACCAAGACAUAUAGCUGAAAAGGGUGCUCAGGCUGCUGUUCAAUACAUGGUUGAACUUGUUGAAAAGCGGGAUGUCAAAGUACAACCUGUAAAGCAGAAAAAGAGUUGGGCUCAAAUUUGCUUCUUUUCAAAGUCUAACAAAAGGAAGCGCAAUGGCCUAGACUAUGUGAAAGCCUGAAUCAAAACAAUUGUAACAUGAAAAACAACACGAUCUUUAUGUCGGAGGUUUUAGCAGUUUGGAAAGCAGAAAUGGCAGUGCAACAAAUCCACACAUCAAACAGGGGACUCAGUUCAUAAAACGGUUCUCACUCUUGAUCAUCAAAUUGGAGAUUUUCAUUAUUGUUUUGUUUUUAUAGUUGGCUCUUUUCAUUUUAUUCCAUCUGUAUCUGUUGUCCUUGAACCGUAAUGAGGUGUACAAUUCAGCCGGCAGAUAGGAGGGCGAGGAAAAUACUAUGCUGUGUAUUCUUAAUUCUACGAAGAAGUUUAACCUUACCUCUACCACAUGUAAUAGAAUAUGUUUCUCUAUUUUAGAUUCAAUAGAAUUUAAAAUUUCUUUUGUCUAA